Messenger RNA from Carassius auratus (goldfish), 1994 nucleotides. RefSeq names its product tripartite motif-containing protein 16-like. The transcript is spliced from 6 exons. Lineage: Eukaryota; Metazoa; Chordata; Actinopteri; Cypriniformes; Cyprinidae. The record is from RefSeq and is a predicted model, not a curated record. Gene Ontology annotation, molecular function: protein binding; zinc ion binding. Bases 62 to 1687 code for a protein of 541 amino acids.
AGAGAAAGUGAAAGUGUAGCUGAGCUGUUGUGUGUUAGUGACUCUGUAUUUCUGCAGUAAAAUGGCAGAAGCCAGGUUUUCUCAGGAUGAGUUCUUGUGUCCGGUGUGUCUGGAUCUCCUGAAGGAUCCAGUGACCAUCCAGUGUGGACACAGUUACUGUAUGAGCUGUAUUACAGACUGCUGGGAUAAAGAGGAUGAGAAGAGAGUCUACAGCUGUCCUCAGUGCAGACAGACCUUCAGUCCAAGACCUGCUUUAUUUAAGAAUGUGGUGUUUGCUGAACUGGUGGAGAAACUGAAGAAGACUAAACUUCAAAGUGUGGUUCCUGCUGGAGCUGGAGAUGUGGAGUGUGACGUCUGUACUGGAAGAAAAUACAGAGCCGUCAAGUCCUGUCUGGUGUGUCUGGAGUCUUACUGUCAGAAUCACCUUGAACAACAUGAGGAGUUUCAUUCACGUAAACCACACAAAGUGAUUGAAGCCACUGGACGACUGCAGGAGAUGAUCUGCCAGAAACAUGAGAAGAUCCUUGAGGUUUUCUGUCGCACUGAUCAGAAGUGUAUAUGUCUGCUGUGUACGAUGGAUGAACAUAAAAACCACGACACUGUAUCAGCUGCAGCACAGAGGACAGAGACACAGAAGCAGCUGAAGGAGACACAGAAGACGCUCCAGCAGAGAAUCCAGCAGAGAGAGAAAGAUCUCCAGCAGCUGAGAGAGACUGUGGAGUCUCAUAAGCGCUCUGCACAGACAGCAGUGGAGGACAGUGAGAGCAUCUUUACUGAGCUCAUCCGCUCCAUUGAGAGAAGCCGCUCUGAGCUGAUACGACUGAUCAGAGAUCAGGAAAAGACUGCAGUGAGUCGAGCUGAAGAACGACUGGAGCGACUGGAGCAGGAGAUCAAUGAUCUGAGGAGGAGAGACGCUGAGCUGGAGCAGCUUUCACACACACAGGAUCACAUCCAGUUCCUGCAGAGUUUCCAGUCUCUCUCAGCACCUCCUGAAUCUACAGACGUAAAUGAUGAUCUCUUCAGUUCUCUCUUCUCUUCUGAUGAUCUGAGAGAAUCUGUCCAUCAGCUGAGAGACAAACUGGAGGAUUUCUGCAAAGAGGAGCUCAAGAAGAUCUCAGACAGAGUCACAUUCACCAACAUUGAUCUCUGGACCAGGAACGACUUCCUACAAUAUUCCCAUCAGUUCACUCUGGAUCUGAACACAGUGAAUAAACUCCUCCGUCUGUCUGAGAACAACAGAGUGAUUACAUUCACUUACCCACUCCAGCCGUAUCCUGAUCAUCCAGACAGAUUUGAUUAUUAUCAUCAGGUGUUGUGUAGAGAGAGUGUGUGUGGACGCUGUUACUGGGAGAUUGAGUGGAGUGGACGUGUGUUUAUAUCAGUGUCAUAUAAGAGCAUCAGCAGGAAGGGACGGGGUGAUGAGUGUGUGUUUGGAUAUAAUGAUCAGUCCUGGAGUCUGUGCUGCUCUUCCUCCAGUUACUCAUUCAGACACAAUAACAUAAAGACUGAUCUCUCUGUGAAGUCCAUCAGCAGUAGAAUAGGAGUGUUUGUGGAUCACAGAGCAGGAACUCUGUCCUUCUACAGCGUCUCUGACACAAUGAGCCUCAUCCACACAGUCCAGACCACAUUCACUCAGACGCUCUAUCCUGGGUUUAAUGUUUAUAAUGGAUCAGUGAAACUGUGUUGAUGAAUCAGAAUACACUGACGAGAGAUUCUACCCAUAAUGCUUUGAGCUGCAUGAUAAAUCAAUAACAGUGUUAUUACUCAAUCUCUUCUUUUCUCUUCAUGAUGUUAAUACUGCAGCUUUACUUCUGUCAGUGAAAUAAUAUCAGAAUAAAUGUAAUAAAUCCUCACAGAGACAGAAAGAUCAGUGUGUGUGAGUCCUGCUGAGUGACUGUGUUUCUGUGCUCUUCACAUCCUACAUUUGACCCUGGAGCACAAAACCAGACAUAAGGGUCAAUUAUUUGAAUGUAUUUGAUGUGUGGUUUGUUCGG